Messenger RNA from Malassezia restricta, 1695 nucleotides. RefSeq names its product T-complex protein 1 subunit gamma. Gene Ontology annotation, biological process: protein folding. The transcript is spliced from 2 exons. Bases 1 to 1695 code for a protein of 564 amino acids. Lineage: Eukaryota; Fungi; Basidiomycota; Malasseziomycetes; Malasseziales; Malasseziaceae. Gene Ontology annotation, cellular component: chaperonin-containing T-complex. The record is from RefSeq and is a predicted model, not a curated record. Gene Ontology annotation, molecular function: ATP binding; ATP hydrolysis activity; ATP-dependent protein folding chaperone.
AUGUCUGGACAGCAGCCAGUGUUUGUAGUUAAUACUGGUCCUGAGCGUCAUUCUGGUCGCAAGGCUCAGAUCUCUAACAUUACAGCUGCCAAGACCGUCGCUGAUGUUAUCCGCACUUGUCUUGGGCCCAAAGCUAUGCUGAAAAUGAUCCUGGAUCCGAUGGGAGGCAUUCUCCUGACAAAUGAUGGGCAUGCUAUCUUGCGUGAAAUUGAGGUGGCACAUCCAGCUGCAAAAAGCAUGAUUGAACUGAGUCGUGCGCAGGAUGAAGAAGUGGGAGACGGCACAACGAGCGUAAUCAUCCUUGCAGGCGAAGUGCUGGCACAUUCCUUGCCCUUGCUGGAACGCAACCUUCAUCCAGUGGUGAUUAUUUCUGCAUUUAAAAAGGCUCUGGCACGCUCACUUCAGAUUAUUGAUUCAAUCUCGAUUCCAGUGAACGUGGACAAAGAUGAAGAAAUGCUGGCCCUCAUCAAAACAUCGAUUGGCACCAAGUUUGUAUCUCGCUGGUCUGAGCUCAUGUGUCGCCUUGCCUUGAAGGCCGUUCGCACGGUUGCCAGUAUCGAUACGAAUGUGCAACGUUCAAAUGACCCCUUUUCAAACGGUGUGACUAUCGAUCUGAAGCGAUACGCACGUGUUGAGAAGGUACCUGGCGGUGAAAUUGAAGACAGCUGCGUCCUGGAUGGUGUCAUGUUAAACAAAGAUGUCACGCAUCCCAAGAUGCGUCGGAGAAUUGAAAACCCACGUAUCAUCUUGCUUGAUUGCUCGUUAGAGUACAAAAAGGGUGAGUCUCAAACUAACAUUGAAAUUACGCGCGAAGAAGACUGGAGUAAGAUAUUGGAGAUCGAAGAACAGCAAGUGAAGCAAAUGUGCGAUAAAAUUCUUGAAUUCAAGCCGGAUCUCGUCUUUACCGAAAAGGGUGUAUCAGAUUUGGCGCAGCACUUUUUAAUGAAGGCCAAUGUGACGUGUAUUCGUCGCGUGCGCAAGUCUGAUAACAACCGUAUUGCUCGUGCGACUGGUGCGCAGAUUAUCAACCGUGUCGAGGACUUGCGCGAUGCAGACAUUGGAACACGUUGCGGCCUUUUCCAUAUCGAGAAAAUGGGCGAUGAAUACUUCACAUUUCUGGAGAAAUGCACGGAUCCUAAGGCGUGCACUAUCUUGCUUCGUGGUCCAUCUAAAGAUAUUCUACACGAGGUUGAUCGAAACCUGGCAGAUGCCAUGUCAGUUGCUCGAAAUAUCGUGUUUCAUCCUAUGCUCGCGCCUGGCGGUGGUGCUACGGAGAUGGCUAUUUCGGUGGGACUUGCUCAAUAUGCAGGACAAGCCAUGGAAGGUGUCGAGGUGGCUGCUGUCCAUGCAGUAGCGGAUGCCAUGGAAGUGAUUCCUCGUACUCUUAUCCAAAAUUGCGGUGGAAACACCAUCAAAACUCUAACGCAGCUUCGCGCUCGACAUGCAAACGCUGAACAUUCAUAUGGUGUGGAUGGUAAUACGGGUCGUGUUGUGGAAAUGAAACAGUACGGUCUUUAUGAGAGUGCUUCGAUCAAAAUCCAAAUAUUAAAGACAGCCAUUGAGUCUGCAUCUUUAUUGCUUCGCGUGGAUGACGUGGUCUCCGCAAAGCGCAAUGGACAAUCAGGUUUGGGUGCUGCCCCUCAGGCCCAAAAUAUGGCCAUGGCAGGUGGUGAAGAGGGCAUGAACGUAGCUUAA